Schizophyllum commune H4-8 is the source of this 1703-nucleotide messenger RNA. RefSeq lists its product as uncharacterized. Bases 168 to 1532 code for a protein of 454 amino acids. The transcript has 7 exons. The record is from RefSeq and is a predicted model, not a curated record. NCBI's taxonomy places the organism in Eukaryota, Fungi, Basidiomycota, Agaricomycetes, Agaricales, Schizophyllaceae.
UGCCUCGCCACCGCCUCUCCGUUUUCUACCAGGCGGUCUGUCUCCCCGCGCAGCACCAGAGAUGAAUGCCAACAUAUGCCUCGAACGUCAUUGUACUCCACCGGCCAACAUAUAAGUAGCGACGAGCAUGCCCUCCGCGCUCUUCACUCUAGGCUUGUACACCCACUAUGGCAGCUUUUCUGAAGAAUACGACCGACAGCAUUGGCAAAGGCGUCGGUGCUGGCGUCAAGGGCGUUGGAGACGGCCUUGGCGCUGGCGCCAGAAGUGUCGGCAACGGGCUUAACGCUGGGGUGAAAGGGGUCGGUAGUGUCGCCUCUGCUGGCGCGAGCGUCUUCAACCCUUCCACACAGAAAGAGGAGCACCAGGCUCCCGAGCAACGCCCCGCCGAGAGCGCGCCCCCAUCACGGCCAUCGGCCGAACAAUCUGUAGAUCCGACUCCGCCAGCCGCACCGACGACUAGCCAGCAACCCACGCAGCAAGUUCCCGAGCCAGCAGCGAACGCGCAGGCGCCUCAGCCGCAGCAGGCGGAGGGCAAAGGCUUCGUCUCUGGCCUUACUUCUGGCGUUACGUCCCUCGGUGGCAAUGUCGGGCACGGGCUGACCACCGGCGCGUCCGUCGUCGUAAACCCAGCCGUACAAGCAGGCCAGCUCGGUGGAAAAUUCGUCCAGAGCGUUUCUUCCGCCGGUUUCGACAUAGGAAAGGGCGUCGCCAAAACGGGAGCGAAUGUCACGACCGGCGUGGUCAAGGGCACCGUCGAUCUGGCGGGGACGGCGGUUGGCGGUAUCGUCAACACCGCUGCAGAGACCAGCGGGAAGGUCUUCCAGCCCAUCGCGAGUGGACUGAAGGCGGUCGAGGGUCUCCAGGCGCUCGGCGAGGGCUUGGAGAAGGUCAACGGGCUCCCGAUGGCGGCUGUGAGCCAGGUGAGCACGUUGACCAUGAAGGCGAUGAACAUGAGCGGAGUGACGCCUACCUUCUUCGAUCCCGAUGCGGACGGCGUCGUCAACAUCAACGACACCAUCAAGGGCCUCAUCGUCUUGGGUCUGGAGGAUAAGUAUGCUACCUAUGCCGCGUACGCGCUACACACUAUCUUCAGCUACUCCACAUCGAACUCCUGGAUCCCAGCUAUGGACACCAAUCUACCUAUCCAUGUGAACAAGAUGAACGAUACGCGGUGGGGCAAGAACUGGGGCACGUUCGAGCGGAUGAACUGGUGCGACGACAUUGAAGUCGAGACUUUCUUCCAGACUGCCGAGCCCAAAGAGACGUCUGCCUUCGAGCGAUGGAAGGAGACCUUUAAGAAGGGACGUCAGUAUUUCGGUGUGCUCUUGCUUAUCUUUGAGUGGGGCACGACAUGGCCAUUCUGGAUGCCACCCCAGCCUCCGCAAGACAUCCCGUUCAAGGACGAUAUUGGCAAGGUCGUCAGGUCGGUCAUCUUUCCGACCAUCUUCAAGAACUUCCAGAACUCGCACGAGGGGCAGGAGAAGGAGGCGCCUCCUAGUCCGAACAUGCCAUCCGGCGCGACGAAAGCGUGAUACGGAAUAUACGUGAUUUGCGAGAAUGAACGGACUGGCUUUUCGCCUGUUGUAUACUAUACCAUGUAACAUACCUUGUGACCUUUCUCUAUCUCUGUAUCGCACAUGCUACGCUCAGUCAUGCAGCGGCGCCGCAGCGAUUGACCCAAGGCGCAGUCGUAUAUAGUGACU